This is a messenger RNA of Penicillium olsonii, 828 nucleotides long. The record is from the annotation of a GenBank genome assembly. Lineage: Eukaryota; Fungi; Ascomycota; Eurotiomycetes; Eurotiales; Aspergillaceae.
AUGGCCAAGGACAAGGAGCGAUCCGUCAACCCUGCCGCAGCGCAGCGAAAACAAGACAAACAAAAAGAGCUGAAGAAAGGCAAAGCCGAGGCCCAGGCCCGACGAAACGAAAAACUCGCGCGCCGGAAUCCAGACCGCAUCCAGCGCCAAAUCAACGACCUGAAGGGAGCGGAAGAAGCUGGCCAAAAGCUUCGCCCACGCGACAAGGAGAUUCUCGAAGCGCUCGAAAAGGAUCUCCGUGGUGUGCUGAAGGCGCGCGAAGCUCUGGGCGAAAAAGCUCCGCGUUUCGAUCACAGAAACCAGGGUCAUGGUCAGGGUCAGGGUCAGAGCAGGUGGGGUGAGGGCGUGCUAGGGAAGCGGCAACGAGGCUCAGAUGACACACGGAUGCCUCGCGACAGCGAAAGCAGCGAUACAGACGAGGAUGUGCGACGCAUACCCAUGCCGCGCGAUACGCCACCGCCACUGCCACACCGGAAACAGGCACGGGGACCGUCAGAUGGGCGUGGACCGCACCCGCUACCAUCCCGGCCAACACCGGUCGUGGAGGCCAAGACGGUUUACGAGGCGAAGCCUGAGAUUCGGAAUCUACGACAGGAGGCUACGAACAAGUUCAUUCCAGCAGCAGUCAGGAUGAAACAGCAAUCAAUUAGGGGCCAAGGGAAAUUGUUGGAGCCAGAGGAGAUGGAUAGGCUAGAAAAAGCCGGUUAUAAUGCUGGUCCUGAGGUACGGGCUGGUGAACAGUCAUUGGAAGAGGAAGAGGAGCGAUUUAACAAGGAGCUUCGGUCUGUUCAGAUGGAGGAAGUUGAGGAUGAACAGGCAUGGGCCUAG